AUGUUUGCAUUAAAAAGUAUUGCACAAAAAGGUGCACAAUUUUUAAAGAUAUAUGGUAGAAAUCAACAAGUUUUUACUAAGCAGAAGCUUUUUUUCUCUUCUAAGAAUAAGCUUUAUGGGUGCCAAAAAGCUAGAGAUAAUUAUGAAGAGCUAGUUAUGACUAUGAAAAAAAACAUUGAUAUCAUUUAAAAGUCAUUUAAAGGAAAAGAUUACAAUUAUUUGCUUAACUCACUAAACAACUUACUAAAUAUUGGUCUUAUGGAUCACCCUAUCAUAGAAGAAGUUGUAAAGGAAAUAAAAGAUAAUAAUUUGCAUUUAUAAAUCUAAGAAUCAACUUAGAUGGAAAAAUUCUGUUCAGAUAUCAUAUAAUUGAUGGAGAAUCCAAAGUAUAGAAGAAUAGGACUUAAGCUUUUAGAAGAGAUUAGCGAAAAAUUCUUCCUUCUCAAAUACAAUUAAAUUUAGAAUAUAGAAAAAUAAAUACUAGGAAGCCAAGACAGUAAUAUUAAAAGCUUGCUUUAAUAAUCUCCAAAACUUAAAGGGAAUAUUUAGAAAUAUUUGAAUAUAACCAAUGCAGAAUUAUAGAAAGAAGUAUUUGAGAAAAUGAACUUGAAGCAGUAAUCUAAAAACUAUAAGAUUAUUAAAUUUGAGGUAGAUAAGAAUUAGUUUGUUUUGUUUGAUGAAAAAAAUAACCAAGAGGUAAUUAUCUAAGGAGUAGAUAACUAUCCUUACAAUUCGUAUGACACAUUUAAGCAAAUAUUCAAAGAAAAGAAAGGAUAGAUUAAUUUGCUGAUUACUUAAGACCAACCCAUAACCGAUUCAGAUGCCAAAAAUACUUAAUAAUUAAAUGAUGAAUACUAUAUUGAUGAAAUAAAUUAAAUGUAUAAGACAACAAAAGAUGUUUAUGAACUUAAAGGAUUAUAAUUAAGAUAAUUUUUAUUAAAUUGUUUUUGUGAUGAAUCUUAUGUGUAUGAUUUUGAAUAAAGCUAGUUUAGACAUAGAAAAAUGAAGAUAUAUGAGCAUUUGAAUUCUCUAUACAUUGAUUUUAUCAAGUAGGCUAAUUCUACUAAAGAAUUACCUUCUAAAAUUGUUCUAGCUGAUAUGCCAAUAAAUGAAUACAUCAACAGCUUAGUUAUUUUAUAACCCUUAAAUCGUUUAAAAGAGACAGUUCGUUUGUGCAAUUUUGUUACUUUGAUGGAAAAAACUAGUUUUUCACACAACACAUUGUUUAAAUAAGGAUGUCCUACAUGCAACAAAGAUGUUUAUUAUUCAGAAUAAAAUAAAAAUAUCAAGAAGGUCCCUGAUGCCUAUCUUGAAAUAUUAAGUGGAGACCCAAAGUUUCUUCCUUUGAGUCAAAAAGUGAGGUAUUUUGGAGAUAGAGUAUAUUAAAGUUUGUUAGAAAACAAGAAAUACAAUCAGGUUUUAGUGGCAUGUGGAAGCUUUUAACUUUAUGAAACAGUCAAAAUAAUAAUGGAAAAUGAUGACUAAAAUGCAGAUUUUGAUGGAUAUGAUUUCUAUAAGUAUAAGGAUGAGUUAAAAAGAGAGUUUGGUAAAAAUUAGAGGGAAUACUUAGAAAAAAUAGCUUUACUUGAAGUACUCCACGAAGUCAUUGAUAAUGGCUGUGUUAGAGAAUUAACUAUAAAAGGAAAGAAUCGUAUUAAUAUAGAUUAAUAUAUUUCAUAUAUAGAUCAAUACACAGAUUUGCUUUCAUUUGAAAGUAUUUCUCCCAACGUUAAGUUUGUGAACAACAGCGAGGUUAAAAAAAUCAAAAAUUGUAUUUCUGAUUAAUUAAUCUUUGGUCUUGGUGAAGACAAAGAAUACAUUUAACAGUAAACUGAGUCUGAUUCAUUCUUUAGUUUGUUCUCAAACAAAAAUAAAUAAUAAUAAGACAAUGAUAAUUCAUAGACAAUAAUAGAAGACGAUUAACCAUAAAAAUCAUAAGAAGAGUUAGAGAAAGAAUCCUAAUUACUUCAAGAAGAAAUAAAGAGACAUGAAGAAAAAAUAAAACCUGAGCAUUAUAUUGAUAAAGUAUAUGAUGAUGAUUAAAAAGAUCUGCUAAAAUAAGUAAUAGAACUAAUCAACAAAAAGACAUUAUUUAUAAAUGAUUAAGAAGAAACAUAAAGGGUUAUUACAGAUAGAGCUCAAGAUUAAGAUUAAAACUUAAAUAGUCAAGAAAGUGAUAAAAAAAAUAAAAUAAAAUUUAAAAAAGUUGUUCCUAGAUAUAAAAAAAACUAAGACUAAUGA
Tetrahymena thermophila SB210 is the source of this 2241-nucleotide messenger RNA. RefSeq lists its product as hypothetical. The record is from RefSeq and is a predicted model, not a curated record. The transcript has 3 exons. NCBI's taxonomy places the organism in Eukaryota, Ciliophora, Oligohymenophorea, Hymenostomatida, Tetrahymenidae.